Molecule: messenger RNA, 1123 nt
Organism: Marasmius oreades (fairy-ring Marasmius)
Lineage: Eukaryota; Fungi; Basidiomycota; Agaricomycetes; Agaricales; Marasmiaceae
Exons: 9
Coding region: 350-1123 (257 amino acids)
Cellular component (GO): cytoplasm
Molecular function (GO): glutathione transferase activity
Source: RefSeq, a predicted model, not a curated record
CUCCUUUAGAUUCCUGAACCUGAAGAACACGUGUCGCUUGGAGGCGCCAUCGUUGCACAUUUUCGCUCAUAUCCACUCAGACUGUUCCCCGCGGCCGACACUGUGUGUCUGAUACAAGUCACACGAAAAUCCCGAUUCUACAAUCUACAAACCUCCAAGGGCAGCGGAUGGGUCCUAUCAACGACCGGCGUCUUCGUUUAGGAAUUGGAUUGAGAAAGGAGGGCCAUUUGAACCCGAGAAGGGUAGGUUGCAAGACACCUAAGACGUUAUUAACACACAAUUCACCCUUCUAGAUCGAUACCAUCUCUAUGUGGCCUAUAUAUGUCCUUGGGCAGGACGUACUCUGAUUAUGAGAAAUCUCAAAGGACUCCAAGAUUUUAUACCCGUCACUGUGGCCUCCUCCCUCAAGGGUCCCCUGGGAUGGGCGUUCGCCAAAGUUGAUUCUGAGUUACCAGGAACUGAGGUCGAUCCUUUGUACGAUUCCGAGCGUGUCAGGGAUCUAUACUUGAGAGCCGAUCCCAAUUAUACCGGAAGGUAUACAGUCCCUGUACUUUGGGACAAGAAGACUCAAACUAUCGUGAACAAUGAGAGUUCAGAGAUCAUUCGAAUCUUCAACACCGCGUUUGAUGAUCUCCUCCCAGAAGAAUAUGCAAAAAUAGACUUGUAUCCGAAAGGAUUGCAAACCGAGAUAGACCAGAUGAAUGAGUGGAUGUAUUCGGAUAUCAACAACGGAGUAUAUCGGACAGGAUUCGCCGGGUCGCAAGAAACGUAUGAGAAAGCCGUCAAGACUCUGUUCGAUGCUCUAGAUAGGGCGGAAGGCAUCCUGCAAGAAGAGAAGGAAUAUCUGGUUGGAAAUCGACUGACCGAAGCUGAUAUCCGUUUGUGGGUAACUGUGAUUCGACACGAUCCGGCGUACCACGGGAACUUCAAAUGCAACAUCAAGGACAUUCGAAGUGGUUACCCUGCCAUCAACAGAUGGAUGAAAGAGUUGUACUGGAACAACGAGGCUUUCAGAUCCUCAAUUGAUUGGCACCAUAUUAAAGCCGGGUAUUAUAGCCUGAUUGAAGUCAACCCGACUCGUAUUUAUCCAUUGGGUCCAAUACCAGAUAUUGAGCCGCUCUAA